AUGGUGCUUAUAUUGGCCAGAAAGGUUUCAAAAAACGCGUCUCAGUACAAGAAGGACUACUCGUUUAUUGUUACUUUUAAUACUAUUAUCGACCUAAUUUAUGCUUUGACUUUCUUGUUUAUUCAUCCGGUGAGUAUUUAUGACAAUAUUAGCUAGCGUUAUCUCAGGGGUAGAGGCAGGAGAAAGCAGUAGGUAAGAUAAGGUAUAGUAUGGUAAACUAGAAUAAGGUAAAGUAAAGUUGGGUAAAAUAAGAUAGGAUAGAGCAGGGUAUAUUGUUAACCUAGGACUAUACUACGUACCAUUGUACCAUACAAAAUAUUCAUUUACAGACAGCCAUAGUAUACAAAGCGACAUUAAUAAUUAUAACCGAAAACCCCAAGCUUCAAGAACUACCGUAUCCAAAAGCCAACGCUCUAGUGAUGUUAUGUUGUGACUUUAUCCUUAUGAUAUCGUUGACUCAUUUGGUUCACUUCUGGUACCGCUAUGACAUUAUAGUCAAAGGCAAAACAUGGUCACAUAUUCAAUAUUUUUUAAAAUUUUUAAGCUUGUUUAGUAUUGUAUUUUUGGAUUACUUAAUGUCAGUUUUCUACAUUGACAACCCUCAAGAGACAAUUCAGAUUCUAGGAGAACUGGAAAUCUUUGACGAUAGAUUGGAAGCGUUUUCUAUGUUUGGAGUAGGUUUUUGGGGUUGUUCCUUUUUUAAAAUAUCAUGCUUAAAAUUUUUUUCAAAAAAAUACUUCUACUGAAUAAAGCUACUCUGUAAAAUCGUCACAAAAAUUUAAAAAAUGCUACAAAGUUAUCUAAAAACGUAGUUUUCAAGUAGUGUUUUUGAUACAAAACAAAAAUAUACGUCAUGCCACACAAUUAAUUUUAGGUAACAAUGUGCUCCAUUAUCAAACUAGUCGUAUUUCAACUGAUAAUUACCUGCUUUUACAGUAUAAUGAUAUAUUUUGGGUACAAAACUCAGCAAAGAUUACGGUCGAAACAGUAUAAAGCUUCGAUUCAGACCAUGAGAGCACAGAAGACUAUACUAAAGACUAUGAUAACACAGGUAAAUAUAUAGAAUGUUAUCUAAAAAUAUGUACCAAAACCUAAAGUACAGUAAAACAUAGUAAAAACUGUAAAACCAAGACAAUUUUUUCGCUUUAAAUUAAACAUAUUGUACCUAUAACUCUUAACGUCUUACAUUCAGGCCCUCUACCCAAUAUUUGUCUACUACAUCCCGGUUACUAUCUACAUAUCAUGCGCCUUAAUACACAUUGAUCUAGUAAUAAUGGGUCAUCUGUUCACCUACUGUAUUACUAUAAUACCAUUGCUCAACACUGCCUCUGUACUAUUCCUUAUACCUUCAUUUCGGAAUGUUUUGAGAAGAAGAUUUAAGAGAGAUAUGAUCACUACGUUCAGUGAACCAUCUAUCUCCAGGAAUCUCACUACCAAGUUGGAUAGAAUUCCCACUAUUAGUAGAGUUGCACAGUCUACAGCUUGA
Bursaphelenchus okinawaensis is the source of this 1486-nucleotide messenger RNA. The record is from the annotation of a GenBank genome assembly. Lineage: Eukaryota; Metazoa; Nematoda; Chromadorea; Rhabditida; Aphelenchoididae.